Puntigrus tetrazona (Sumatra barb) is the source of this 1873-nucleotide messenger RNA. Its product is annotated as multiple epidermal growth factor-like domains protein 9. Gene Ontology annotation, molecular function: protein binding. The coding region runs from base 323 to 1324 and encodes 333 amino acids. The record is from RefSeq and is a predicted model, not a curated record. Lineage: Eukaryota; Metazoa; Chordata; Actinopteri; Cypriniformes; Cyprinidae. The transcript is spliced from 9 exons.
UGGACUUUUAACUCGAGUCCAUCUGGUUAAUCAGUCACUGUCGUCCACUUUAAAUAUAACGCUUGACUUCUGGAUCGUGCUCACUUUAGUUCACGUUUAAAGAAAGUUUGUGGACGGUACAACAGCAGGAUAAUAGUGAACCUUUUCGGUCUUUGUUUAGGAAUGUGACCGAUCACAUGAUUAGUGUCAUAUGACAUUGAUGAGCCCACGAAAGAGAGCAGAAAUCUUCCAGUUCCUAAUAAUACGCUAAUACUGUCGUUCUGUCGAGAUGAAUUGAGAUGGGUAGACAGAUGUGGGGGCUCUCGAAGUAAACAGCUGGAUCAUGGAGAGUUUGGGAGUUUUUUCUGUUCUCGUCACCGCCUGUGUUUUGGGAGUGGUGAUGAGUCAGACGACACUCAGUCCUGCUGUGACCAUCACCACAGUCAGUACAAACAUGAGCACUACAGCACCCAGCUGCUCCAGCCUCAACACCUCCACCUGCGCGGCCUGCGCUCCUGGCUCUCACUACGAUAACGAAACUCUGCUGUGUUCCUGCUGUCCCGAGGCAGGCCUGUGUGUGUCACCUGGAGCCUGUCUUCCGUGUGUCCAGGGUUUCUAUCAGCCUCUAGCAGGACAGCAGGCCUGUCUGCCCUGUUCUUUUGGCUUUUACAGCAAUUCCAGUGGAAGCCCUGUCUGCCAGUCGUGCCCUACGGGGUCCUACAGCAAUAACUCGGGCUCUGCUUCCUGUACAGCCUGUGCGCCGGGUUUCUACACAUCUUUGCAAAAUUCAACAUCAUGUAACCCAUGUCAGCAAGGCACAUACUGCAAUUCCUCCAGCUGUACACAGUGCCGGGUCUGUCCUGCCGGCUCAGAGGCUCUACAGACAGCUUCCAAAGAAUGUACGCCCUGUCGCCCAGGAAUGCACAAGCUUUCCCAGCAAACCAUGUGUCAGAUUUGCACCAGUGGUUUUUAUCAGAUCCAGUGGGGCCAAGAAAACUGUGACCUGUGUCCUGAAAACCACUACUGCCCUAGUCCUGAUGUAAAUCCGAUCCAGUGUCCCGCUGAUGCGUUCUGUCCUGAGGGCAGCACAGCCCCUGGGUACUGCAUGGAGACCUUCUUCAGAAAGGCAGGGGAGACGUGCGAACUUGCUCCCGUUACCAUUGCACUGCUCGUUAUUGGAGGAGGAGUGGGUCUUCUCUUCAUCAUCGUUUUGGUUCUGCGGAGGAGAAGAGAUAACGACAGCGAGCUAUCCCUCGCUCGGACGCCCCUCUUGAGAAAAGACCGCCCACCUGGUCGCUUCUAUGGAAUCCCCUGCGAUGCAGAGCCCGUCUAUGCAGGCUGGUGAUAUUACCGGGUACACUGACCUGUUUUCAGCUGCACAGAUUUGUCUGAAUGUUUCUAUUGAGAACAUAGAACUUUUCUAACUUUAUUUUGGUAAAAUAAUAUUAAAUAUUUAAUGAAUGAAGAGGCACUUUUCUGCAUUCCAUUUUUAAAACCUGUGUACUACUGACCCUAUUUUGAAGUUAUGUCUCUUUUGACUUGACUGCUUUUGGAGUCUGGAAUAAUGAGAAACCAUUCAGUAUUUUUUUUUGGGGUUUCUUUUGUAUAAAUUUUGCACCGAACAUUAAGCCAUGGCACUGAAACAGUGGAUUUUGGAUGAAGUUGCUGGAUUAUUCUUAUUUUGUUCACAAAUGUGUGUUUACCUUUUUUUUUUUUUUUUUUUGUGUGGUACCACUAUUUUUGUCUACCUAGGGCCCUCAAGUUAUAUUGUAUUAUAUAAAUUUGCAGCAUUUAUUGUAUUUAACAUGUGAUGUGUCACAUAUUACUUUUAAAACAAAAUAUUUUGGACGAUUUCCAUGGUUGUAAACUGGAAUAAACAUCUUUUCACAACUUA